AUGGUGCUGUCAGCGCAGCAGGGUGCGCAGGCCCAGCCCGCGCUGGCGAGGGCGGCGCCGCAGACGGCCCCGGCCGUUGACCAACACGCACCGCAGCAGGCCGUGUUGGGCAAGUCGGUUGCGACGAUGGCCAACCCCGACGAGAGUGCCCACUGCAAGCUCAUCUUCGGAGACGGGUCGCAGCGGAUCUCCACGUUCUACCGCUACCUCGGGGCGGCAUGGAAGUUCGAUUGCCUGAAGGUCCAGUCGUUGCAGGGCUACGACAACAAGCGUUUCUCACCCAUCUUGCUCAGCAGCCUCGACGACGACGCCGUGGACGAGCUGGUGUACAUCGCCAGCAAUCUAGGGCCCGAGACGCGGAUCAAGGACUUCACGGCCAAGUCCAAGGGAGAGAUGAGGGAGGCAAUUGCAGCAGAGAUCAGCAGGGUCCUCACCGCCUACCCGACGCGCCUGAACGACCUCAGCGCCGACCUCACCAACACGGACAUCUUGGCAAAACGCUUGGGCUACCCAGUCGAGUGCAUGCCAGUCUCUCGUAGGGGAGCCGCUGUCGUGGAUGUCGGGGCCCAGCAGCGGGCCGCCAGGAUUCCGUCCAUCGCCGCCCCGAGCAUGUCGGACUUCCUGACAGCUGGCAAAUCGAAGGCCACGCCGAAGGCGGCCGACCCGUCAGCCAAGUUCACAUCCCAGGAGGAGUUCGAGCAGGGGUUGUCCGGCGAUGAGGACGACCAGAAGCCAGCGGCCCAGGACACGAGUGCGUCCGCCAGCGUCGGCCCCGCCGCCAGCCUGGCCAGCGGGUCAUCAGGCGCGGGGGCAGAGGCUGCGCCUUCGGUCUUCGCGCCGUUCCAGGGCAAGGGCCUCAAGCUCACGGCUGAUGGCAAGCUGGAGAUGUCACCAGGUUUGCUCGAGGCUUUUGUUCAGAUGUCUCAUGCAAAGCCACCUGCGCCCGCUGUUUCAGAGCCCAGCGCGCCCGCAGGCAUGCCCGAAGGCCCGCCCGAGAAGAAGGCCAAGGCGGACGAGACCAAGAGUGAGUGA
Prorocentrum cordatum is the source of this 1032-nucleotide messenger RNA. NCBI's taxonomy places the organism in Eukaryota, Dinophyceae, Prorocentrales, Prorocentraceae. The record is from the annotation of a GenBank genome assembly.